Sitodiplosis mosellana (orange wheat blossom midge) is the source of this 5550-nucleotide messenger RNA. RefSeq names its product unextended protein (gene uex). Lineage: Eukaryota; Metazoa; Arthropoda; Insecta; Diptera; Cecidomyiidae. The record is from RefSeq and is a predicted model, not a curated record. The transcript has 13 exons. Gene Ontology annotation, biological process: magnesium ion homeostasis; transport. Gene Ontology annotation, molecular function: transmembrane transporter activity. The coding region runs from base 1794 to 4673 and encodes 959 amino acids. Gene Ontology annotation, cellular component: plasma membrane.
UGCUGCUACUUUGAAAAAUCGAACCGAAAGGGAAAUGUGAAUUUUCUCCGUGUGUCACUAAUUCAGUGUAAUUGUUAUCAAACGGUUCGCUAUUUCACUCGUUUUGCUCAAAGUCUGUUUCUUCGUCGACGUUUUACCGUGUAUGGUAUUUGUUUUACCGUUUUCUUCUCAAAAUAUCUUUUUCCUCAAUGAAUUAAAAUUGUGUUUUUUUUUUCAAUUGUCAUCGUUGUUCUGUCGUGAAAAGAAAACAGAAUAGAAAAGCUUGAGACAGUGUAUUAUUUAUUGUGGUGGAAAAAAGAGUGCUUGUCUUAUUUUUCGUGAUUAUUGAUUUUCAAAUUUGCUGCAGCCUCGUGUUUGUUUUGUGUUACAUUUCGUAGAAGAAGAAAAAGCGUGUAUGACAUUUGAAAAUGAACUUUAUAAAAUGUGAUUUGGUCUAUUUUCGAUGAAAUCGAAUUACCGUUAAUCGCAUUCGUUAUGAAUUGAAUGUGAAAGAAUGCUCCGUACGCCUUAAUAAUGACAGUGCUGUACCCAAUGGCCAAUGAAUCGAAAACGUUCUCACACAAAGACCUCUAGUUUCUGGAGAAAUUGCUGUGACUUUACCGAAAUACGCAUUACAAAUCGCGCAUCAUAUUUUUCAUAGUUUGAAAACGAGAGUGAAUUCAAUAGAUGAGUUUUUUUCCCACUGAUUUCUUCAGCUCGGACUAGCUCGGCUCAUUCGUGCGACUGUUGUUGUUGUUGUUUUUCUCUCCCCAUCUUCAUUUCAAUGUGUGUUUACUGGCUCGCUACAAUGCCGUACAGAAUCUUGUUUGCCGUAAUAUUAUUACACUAUUAACCUGUUUAUGGCAAUUGAAGUGCAUAACGAAUAUACGAAUUGAUGUGCAUUGCAUGUAAUAAAUUUCAACGGGACAACUGCAGUGAAAAAUAACUAACAAUUUGAGUGCACCAAAAAAAGAGUUGCGAAUAUUUUAAAUCCCAUCUUUUAUAUCCAAUGAUGAUUUCAAGUUUUUUUCUUCCACCUCUUGCACAUUUCAUUCGACAGAUGAUUGCCUGAUUUUUAUCAAUAAAUGCAAACAAACAAAAGUAAAAUCAGUGAAUAUAUCAUAAGCUACAUCAUUUUAUAUGGUGAGCAAUAGUUCGAAUCACGUUUCACAGUUCGAUAAAUUAAGAAUCAAAUGCACAUUAGAGAAAAUAAACAUUCGUAUCUCGUUUACGUUGUUAGUUCAUACUAAUAAUAAUGGUCAUUGAUAAGCAUUUUUUUUCGCAUUCGGAUGAGACCAAUUCUUGUUGCAUGAGACGUUGAACGGAAUACUGAGCAAUUUGAGUCAAAGUGGUUUGUCACAGACGUGCAUCGCAAAAAAAAAAAACACUGAGUUGUGUGCACGGUUUUUAUUUAGAAUUUGGCAUGACCAACUCAUGUUUUCAGUGAUCAAGUGAUGAUUGCAAUAACCAACACACACAAUAGCACACUGAAACAGUUUUGAGGAGAAUAUUAAAAAUAGAAAAUUCGUUCAAUGCCUGCAUUAAAUGGCAGUUUUUUGCAAAGCCUAUGCACACCAAAUAAUAAAAGAAUUCGAGCUAAAUAUGUGGAAAAACAGCGAAAAUGAUGUGUUUUUGUUGCUGAAAAACUGUAUGACAACCAUUUGAUCGCGGCUGCACGUAGUUUCAGUGAGAGUUCAAAAAGGGAACGAAUACCGAAUUAAAGGCUAGCGAUUACUCCUCCUCCGACACAAAAAUUGUGUGUGUGUGUGUUCGUGUUGUGUUGUGAGAAAAGAACAGGCAGCAUUGAAUUGAAUAUGGGACUCAGUGUUUCCGAAAAUGAUGCCAUAGAAUGUCGGACUAAGCGUAUAUCGAAAAUUUGGUGGGCAAAAUUUGCCCUAGUGUUUUUUAUCGCCCAAUCAAAUGCAGUGCAUAUUGAUUUUGACGAUGUAGAAACGUCAUGGUUGAAAAAUGUUGCCGUCGAUCUACUGCCAGCAGGUAGUGUUCGUAAUCAAACGAUGGCAUUGCUCACUGUGACUGGCCUAGCCACCAGUGACAUCGAAGAUGGGGUCCGGAUCAAAGCAACACUUUCAUCAACCAAUUGCAUGGGCAACGAAACCGAUUUGCAAAUCAUCAACGAGACACCGUCGAAGAAUAGCAUCGAUUUCAAUUCGACCGAUUUAAUCCUUUCAAUUGACCAUUUCGACUUUAAACGACAGCCAGCGGCCUAUCUCUGCAUCAAAACCAAGUACGACCAUCGGUUUCAGCACAUGGGAAUCAGAACUAAAUUUCCAAACAUAUUGAGUGUGAAUCAAUUUAAUCGAGAUCGUCGCAAUCAGCCCGUUGUGCCAACCACUGUAAGGAGUGACAAUAAAUGUCGUACGGGUGAAAUUCGAAUCGAUGGUAUGCGCAUUGAAUCGGCCGAUAAAACCAUUGAAUAUGAUGAUGAAAAUAUUCCGGAGCUAAUCACACGGACUCAUGUACGUAUACGACUAUUCGGUUGCGGCUUCACUGAUCAAACUGUCAUCGCAUUUACAAAAGAAAUGAACGACCGCAGCGGAGCCUGUCUAUUGCCCGGUUCAGGCCAAUUCAAAGUGGAAAGUUAUGGUUUACUAGAGUAUACGGCAGUUGUUGAUAUUGUUGUACCGAUUGCUGAACCAACGCCGUACUACUUUUGUGUGAAGAAUGUGGAGGAUUCAAUGGAAGAAAAGAAAAUCGAUCGGGCAUUACCAUUCAUUCAUCAAGGAGUUGAGCCAUGGCUAUCAAUUCGAGCCACUGAAUUGAUAUUACCUUUAUGGGUGGCAAUCAUUAUAAUCGUUUGUUGCUUGUGUUUUUCGGCUUUGUUCUCCGGUCUCAAUUUGGGCUUGAUGUCAUUAGACCGAACGGAACUGAAGAUUUUGCGGAAUACGGGAGAUGAAAAGGAGCGUAAAUAUGCGGCAAAAAUUCAACCAGUGCGAGACCACGGCAAUUUUCUUCUGUGCAGCAUUCUAUUGGGCAAUGUGUUGGUGAACUCUACGUUUACCAUUUUAUUGGAUGGCCUAACAUCGGGCUUAAUAGCUGUGAUAAGUUCGACACUGUUGAUUGUGGUAUUUGGGGAAAUAACGCCACAGGCAAUUUGUUCACGACAUGGCUUGGCGGUUGGCGCAAAGACUAUUGUUAUUACGAAAGCAAUUAUGGUUUUAACAUUUCCGUUGGCUUAUCCCGUAUCGAAAAUUUUGGACGUUCUACUCGGCGAAGAAAUUGGCAAUGUGUACAAUAGGGAUCGGCUCAAGGAAUUGGUUCGGGUUACAAACGAUGUGAACGAUUUAGACAAAGAUGAAGUCAAUAUUAUAUCAGGUGCAUUGGAAUUGCGAAAGAAAACGGUGCUCCAGGUGAUGACGCAUUUGGAAGACGCGUUCAUGCUGUCAAUUGAUGCGAUUCUAGACUUUGAAACGGUGUCGGAGAUUAUGAAAUCGGGCUUCUCACGAAUUCCCGUUUACGAAGGUGAACGGCAUAAUGUACAAAAAUUAUUGUUUAUCAAAGACUUGGCACUAAUCGAUCCGGAUGACAAUACACCACUGCGAACGCUGUGCGAAUUCUAUCAAAAUCCAUGCUUCUAUGUGUUUGAGGAUGUAACAUUAGAUGUGAUAUUCAAGAAAUUCAAGGGCGGCCAACAAGGUCAUAUGGCAUUUGUGCAGCGUGUCAAUAACGAAGGUGACGGAGAUCCAUACUAUGAAACUAUCGGUUUGGUCACACUGGAAGAUGUGAUUGAGGAGAUGAUUCAAGCGGAAAUUGUCGAUGAAACGGAUGUGUACACGGAUAAUCGAAACAAAAAGAAACGCAAGCUCAUGAGUCGAAAGCAUGAUUUUACCAUGUUUGCUGCCGAACGACGUGACAUUCAACGCAUUCACAUAUCACCGCAACUAACACUAGCCACCUUUCAAUAUCUCAGCACAACCAUCGACGCCUUCAAGCCGGACAGUGUGUCGGAGACGAUACUACGUCGAUUGCUGAGUCAAGACGUUGUUCAUCACAUUAAGAUAAAGGCCAAAGAGAAGAGUAAUCAAUCGUUGUUGAUCUACGAGGAAGGUAAAGCGGCCGAUUACUUUGUAUUGAUUUUAGAAGGUCGAGUUGAAGUGACUGUUGGACAGGAGCAUUUGAUGUUUGAGUGCGGCCCAUUCACAUACUUCGGAACACAAGCCUUAGUACAAGCGGUUGGCGUUGCUGAAUCACCGCAGCAACAGAUUAGGGGAUCAUUAACAUCGGUCAACUUGGAUGCCGUUAUGCAUCAAACUUUUACUCCUGAUUACUCGGUGCGAGCGGUUACCGAUGUAUUUUAUGUAGCCAUCAAGCGUACACUUUAUUUGGCCGCCAAACGAGCAACACUCAUGGAAAGAUCCAAGCGAUUCGGAAGCGAAAUGGGCAGCAACGAACCAUUCGAUUUAGAAGUUGAGAAGCUUCUGCAUUCACUUGAUGAAGAUGAGCGAAGUGUGAGCGCUCACACAGCCAAUUUGACUGCAUUGAGUCCACGUGCCAGUAAAUCAACGUCUCCAACAGCAGCUAAUGUGGAACGCACAUCAAAUGGGCCUACAUCAUUAACUGAAAAUCACGAUUCAUCGCUGGCUGUAUCGUUUGUUCCCGAAAAUCAAUCAAUUCAAUUUCAUACACCCGAAAAGGAAUCACGAGAAACCGAUGCACUUUUAGCCACACGAAGUUAAAUAAUUUGCGCUUAAAAUAAUACCUGUUAUCCUAUUGCUAUUAAGAAUGGGUAAAACCCCCCGAACCUCAUCAUCCAAUGAACCCAAAGAAAAGGCACCGCAUUGAGCUUCGCACUUAAUUUGUACAACGAAAUGCGAGACACAAGCUCAAAUGGCGAGCGUCUUGGCAUUAUGCAAAUCCACGAUAAAAUCGUAAACCAUAUAUAGUUUGUAAUAUUGGUGCCAAACAAACCUCUCCGCGGCCUCCACUCAUAUAUGCGAAUGGAAAAGGUGAUCGAUCCUUAUCCAUAGUCAAUUGUUAUAUUUAUUUAUUGUUUUUUUCUUUUGUUUAAAUUGUGCGUACUUAAUUUUCUUUAGUUUAUUAAAAGAACAAAUCAGUAUAAAUUACGAAGGUGAAACCAUACAUUUAUUGAAUCGAACAUAAUAUAUUGUUACCUAUUAUAUACAUAUUUGCAAAGUCAUGAAGAAAAGUUGUAUUUAUAGCGCAUAGAUAAGAAUCCAGUUAUAUGUAUAUUCAAAAAGGAUUCAUGAUUUAUUAUGCUAAUCUGAUUCUUUCUCCUUUUGUUUUCUCUCCUUCGUUUUGUUGAAGUGUUUUAGACUUUAAUUUUUCAACGUCUUUGUACAUAAUUUAAUGUAGAAAAGAUCUAUCUAUGAACUUUCUUAUAAAAACAACCAAAUCUAUUAUGAUUCCCCUGAUCCAAGAGACAAUGAUGAAAUGAAUAGAAUCGAUAGAGAUCCCCCUUGACAAAUAAUUAGCUGUUAAUCUAGACAUUUAGAUGACAAUUCCAAUGUUGCAUGUAAAAUGUAUGAAAGAAAAAGAAGUUAAUAUGCAUAGAAUGGAACAAAAUACACGUACAAAUUAUUCUGUCAACUCAAA